Messenger RNA from Patiria miniata (bat star), 1963 nucleotides. Its product is annotated as 2-(3-amino-3-carboxypropyl)histidine synthase subunit 2-like. NCBI's taxonomy places the organism in Eukaryota, Metazoa, Echinodermata, Asteroidea, Valvatida, Asterinidae. The coding region runs from base 84 to 1592 and encodes 502 amino acids. The transcript has 7 exons. The record is from RefSeq and is a predicted model, not a curated record. Gene Ontology annotation, biological process: protein histidyl modification to diphthamide. Gene Ontology annotation, molecular function: 2-(3-amino-3-carboxypropyl)histidine synthase activity.
AAAUGGCAGCGUCCAUCUGACCAAAAUAAAGUGUGUCGUGUGACUGUGAGGAUAUUUUGAUUAAAAAAAAUCAAGAACAAACAAUGGCAACAGCAUUCAGUCCUGAUGGGUCAGAGGUCAUUCAGAGGUCAAUAGAGGUCAACAUUGCAAAGGCAUCGUCAGAGACAGAUCUGUAUUCUGUAUAUGAGAUACCCCGCUGUGUAGAAUUCAUCAGGAAAAAUGUCUUCAUAAAGGUUGCAUUGCAGUUUCCCGAUGAGCUCCUACUGGACUCCACGUCAAUCGUCAAGUUUCUUCAGCAGGAAACAGAUGCUCUGGUCUUCAUUCUCGCUGACACUUCAUAUGGAAGCUGUUGUGUGGAUGAGAUAGCCGCCCAGCAUGCCAAUGCAGACAGCAUCAUCCAUUUCGGCCGGGCCUGCCUCAGCCCGACGUCGCGCCUUCCUGUCCUCUACAUCUUCGGCCAGCGACCCAUUGAUGAAGACCACUGCUGCCAAAUCUUCCAGGAAUUCUUCGCCGACGGUUCCCAGCCAGUCAUAGUCAUGUACGAUGUAGUGUACGCGCAUUGUAUAGAUUCCCUCACAAAGAGGCUAACAGAAACCCUACUGUCGGUUGUCCUAUCAAGAAUCCUGGAUCCCGGAGUCGAUUUUGAGAGAAAUAAUUUAACCGACAGUAGGACUAGUAAUGGUAACGAUGAUGAUGGAACGGACAUUGAUUUAGCCUUACUGACCAACUCAAACACGUACUUCCAAUUUGGGCGCCGGUUCACAAUUGGGCGCCAGCACGCGCUCGAGGACUACGCGGUGUUUUAUGUCGGUGCCCCGACUUCGACACUCACCAAUCUCAUGAUGACCUACAACCGGUGUCCAUUUUUCACCUACGACCCCGAGCAUCGGCAGGGCCUACGAGAGACUCUGAACGUCAACCGUCAACUCAUGAAGCGGUACUACCUAAUAGAGAGGGCGCGAGACGCCAACGUUGUCGGGAUCGUCGCGGGCACGCUCGGCGUGAAGGACUACCUAGCCGUCAUCGACCGAUUGAAAACCCUCCUGAAGAAGGCCGGAAAGAAAACCUACACGUUCGUGGUGGGUAAACUCAACGUGGCCAAGCUCGCUAACUUCAUGGAGGUGGACAUCUACGUGCUGGUCUCGUGUCCGGAGAACAGCCUCAUUGAUUCGCAGGAGUUUUACAAGCCCGUCGUCACGCCGUUUGAAAUGGAGAUCGCUUGCAACAGAGCGCGUGAAUGGACUGGAGAAUACAUAACAGAUUUCCGACAAAUUUUACCAGGAGCAGCCAAGCACGUAGAGCUUCCUGCCGAUGACACGACGGAACAGGACUCAACAACAGACGUCUCCUUGGUGACGGGUAAAUUGAGGUCCUUAGGGAAAACACAGGAGUCAUCUGAGACGACGGCAUCCAAGGUCUUAGUCAGGCGGGACGAAACAACGACAGUGGGCACGGUACAUGCUAAUGCGAGUGAAUUCCUAGCAGGCAGGUCAUGGCAAGGCCUGGAGCAGCAGCUUGGCCAGACGCCCGUCAGCAAAGUAGUAGAAGGCAGGACGGGCAUAGCAGCCAGCUACAGCGAGGAAACUAACUAAAGAAUAACAGGAAUUGGAAAGCUAUAGACAUUGUGUACAAGUACCUCCUUAACAGUUACAAAUGAAGAGUUGGGGCCUUGGGAAAAAUCUCCGAGAGAGAUAUUUGAGCAAAAACUGUCGACUGGCACCUGUGCGCGUGGACACCAUUUUUAGCUGUUGGAUAGCAGCUCAACAAAUCAUCACGUCUCUCUGUUAUUCCAUUUGAAAGUUAUUAACAAACGUUGACAUUGUCUAUUGCUCCUACAUAUUUUGACCGAUUUCAACCCAACUUUGUUAAAAGUAUCGGUAGCCCAGCCUCUACAUGUCACAUGACCAAACUGGGGUCAAAGGUCAUCGUGGGGUCACUGGGGUCAAAAACUGAUUUAUUUUUG